Molecule: messenger RNA, 1737 nt
Organism: Scheffersomyces amazonensis
Lineage: Eukaryota; Fungi; Ascomycota; Pichiomycetes; Serinales; Debaryomycetaceae
Gene: RRP9
Product: Rrp9p
Exons: 1
Coding region: 45-1688 (547 amino acids)
Cellular component (GO): small-subunit processome
Molecular function (GO): protein binding; U3 snoRNA binding
Source: RefSeq, a predicted model, not a curated record
CGAAUUGAAUAGUCAGUCCUUAACUUAUUUAUAGAGUAUACACUAUGGCUGGAGAUCCCUUUUUGUCAGACCCAAGUAGGAAACGAAAGCGGACUUCUAAAAUUAGUAGUAGUACCACGAGAAAGUCUACUAAUAAGAAAAGUAGAAGUAAUACUCCAGUAACUAAUAAUCAAUAUGAAAAUGAUGAAGAAAUAUCAGGAGGUAGUGAAACUGAAGAUGAACAAGGGAAUGUAUCAUUAGACUCGGGAGAUGAUUUUGAGAAUAGAGAUGAAGAAGAUUUAUCAUCAGAUGAAGAAUUUGCUGAUGAAAAUGAAGCAGAUAGAAGAAGAAGAUUAGCCAAGCAAUAUUUACAGAAUAUUAAUGAAGAAUUAAAUGGAGAAGAUUCCAAUGAUUUCGAUGCUCAAGAUCUUGAUAAUGAUAUUGUAGCUAGAAGAUUACAAAUUGAUGUGGCAGAAACUAAAGGUUAUGUAUAUAAAUUCAUUGGAGAUAAAAUUUCACCUCAAAUAGAUGCAAAUGUAUCAUUAGUAACAACAAGAAUAGGUUCCAAAAAUUUAACAGGUUUAACGAUAAGAUAUCCAUAUAUAUAUACUGUAUCCAAAGAUUGUGAACUUAUAAAAUGGAAUAUUUCUAAAAAGAGGCCAAUAAGAGUGAAACAUACUAAAGGUGGAUCUAAAUUUUUUAAUAUUAAUACAUCUGUACCAAGUGCUAAUCAUCAUUGGGAUCAAAUAUAUUGUAUUGCUGCAUCUCCGGAUGGUAAAUAUAUAGUUACAGGAGGUAGUGAUUCUCGAUUAAUAAUUUGGUCUUCUGAAAACCUCGCAUGUUUGAAAGUAUUAGAAACAAGAGCUGCGGUUAAUUCUAUUACUUUCAGAAGAAAUUCAGAUCAAUUAUUUGCUGCAUGUGCUGAUUUAAGAAUCAGGACCUAUUCUAUAAAUCAAUUUACUCAACUAGAAAUAUUAUAUGGUCAUCAAGAUAAUAUUACUGAUAUUUCAUCAUUAGCUCGUGAAACUUGUGUAUCUGUUGGAUCAAGAGAUAAAACAGCUAUGUUCUGGAAAAUCGCUGAAGAAUCCAGAUUAACUUUCAGAGGUGGAGAUUCUGAUGAAAAGAAAAGAAAGAAAAAGAAGAAGUUUGUAGAAGAAGAAAUAAUAACAAAAGAUGAUGAAGAAGAAUUACCAUUUCAUAAUGAAGGUUCUAUUGAAGUUGUAUCAAUGGUUGAUGAAUCCCAUUUUGUUACUGGAUCUGAUAAUGGUAACUUAUCAUUAUGGUCUUUGGCUAAGAAAAAGGCAUUAUACACUCAAAGACUUUCUCAUGGAUUACAACCACAAAUCUUAGCAUCAAAGGCUAGUGCAGAGACUUCAGAGCAAGUAGCUUCUCAACAAAUACCAGAACGUCAACCUUAUUGGUUAACAGCCAUUCAUGCCAUACCAUUCAGUGAUGUUUUCAUAACUGGAUCUCAUGAUGGUACCGUUAAGAUCUGGAAAAUAGAUAGUGAAGGUUUAAGAUCAUUCAAAUUAAUAGGUACAGUAACUAAUAUUAAGGGAUACGUAGUAAGAAUAGAUAGUGUUGAAAUCCCUGAUCAAAAGAAAGUGUCGAUCUUUGUGUUAACAAGUAAAGAACAUAAGUUCGGAAGAUGGUUUGAUAAAAUAGAAGGGGCAAGAAAUGCCUUAUAUAGUUUCACAUUCGACAUAUAGAUAGUUAAAAUUUUUGCAUCCAUUGUAUAAUAUACAUUUUAAUAGCAUA